AUGAGUAAUCAUAGUGCAGCUUAUGGAUCUCGCGAUCAGAGAAGGGAGAAGUACACUCAAGGGAAAGAAUUCGAUGACGGUACAUUAGAAACACUAGAAAGUAUGAUCGUUGCCCUCGAAGAUGAAACCCUCUCAAAAGAUUAUCAACCUCUGAUAGUGUUUUUCCAAAAGGGAUUUGGUGCUCAAUCGGUACAGGCUUGGUCAUAUUAUGCCCAGGUAAAUAACCACGGAAAGUUUUCGAAAACAACCACACUAAUAACUAAAACCAUACAGGUUUUAUCAUCUGAUAUUAGUACUUUGGUCAUUGGAAGCAGUUUAAUCAAAUUGAUAUUAACUGAUUACACUAAAGUUCUUUAUAGAGGGUUAAACAAUAUGCGUGCGCAGCUAACUAAUCCAAUUCUUCGUCUGCUCAAACAGAUAGUCAAUUUCAACAAUGGCCAACAUAUCGAGGAAUUAGUGUUAUAUUUUGAUUUUUCGCUACCUAUCUUACCUAGAUUAUUGUCACCAACCAAGUCUGAGCUAGCCAAUGGCAAUUCCUCUGCUAAUUCAUCUAAACAUGACUCAAUAAGGUUCACAUUUAUUAAGUUCUGGUUGGCAUUAAUUUCCAAUUCUUCCCCAGUUAUAAGAAAAGAACUUUUAACAGAAAAUUUUAAGAUUAUGAGCAACCUAUUCAAAUUCAUGAAUAAGGUUGAUUCUGAUAAGUUAUCUCAACACAUACUAUCGGUAUUCAUAAAUGAUAUUCUCAAAGAAAAGUCUUUCAAAAGAACUACGAAAACUAAAAUAUUGAAUGAAUUAGCGGCUUCAAAGAUUCAUCACUUUUAUUAUUCACCAAACAAGGACCUAGUUAAGAAGACGAAUGAGUUUUUCUUAACUUUUGGGGCUUCCCAUGACUUUAGUGUAGCAUUUCCUGAUAAUUCUGUUUGGUUCAAAAAUUCAGUCACUGACGGGGCCUCUCAUGGAGCACCGAUAACUGUUAACCAAGUGGAAUUUCAAAUUCACAAUAAACUUUUGUUCAAUACUUUACGUCUUUUCAAACCAUGGGAGGAUAUCCUACAGUUAGGUACGUUAAUCAAAAUACUGGAAAAUGUUCCAGAACUUGUAGCACCAUACAGCAUUUUUUUGACAAUGAAUGGUAACCAUGACCCCAAGAUGACUUCAUAUUGGUUUGGUACAACACUAUUAAUGAACAAGAUUAUUAAUCUAAGGAUACCGCAAUUUAUGGAGACUGUUGAUAGUGAUAUUCCACCCGCGACUUCAUUAGUUAUAGAAAACAUUUUGCCGUCUUUACUCACAAAAACUUCACUGACUAAAUCUUUACAAUUUGAGACGCCUAUUAUAAAACAAUUGGCUUGUCAUUCUAUAGUCUUAGCAUUCAAGAAAUUAGAAAAGGUUGCGUUACUUUAUGAUCGAAAAGGUUGGAAAAAUGAAAAGAAUACUCUAUUCAACGAGUUUAAUACUAGAAUGCCUGAUUUGCCAAUAUUUGUAUCUACCUUAAACAGCACUUUGACUGCCAAUAAAGAUAAUAAAAUAUUGCCAUUGUCCAUAUCCAUUAUAUUCAACUACUACAGUAGAGUAUUUCCUAACCUUUUUUCAAUAAACUUACCAUCAUCAAAUCUUUAUACAGGCAUUAUGCAAAAACCCAGGAUUUCCGGGAUAGAAUUUGCUAUUUUGGACAACUACUUACAAUUUCAAGAGUUCAACUCUACUCAAACAAAGUGGUGGAACCCAAGUCCUGGUGGAAAUUCUUUAUUUACGCUACUAUUAAAACUCGCAUCUUCCAAAAAUGCUUCAGACAUGAUAGCCACAAGAAUAUCAAACUUACUAGAUGAAUUAACAAGAGCAAAUGUUAUAUUCAACGUACCUUUGAUUUCUCCAGCAAUGGCCUUAGUGAACAGUCUUCAAGUGCUUUACCUUAAAGUCGGUGAAACAAGCAGUAUGGAAAAAAUUUGGAAGUGGUUCGAUGAAACUAUAUCUCGUGUCAUAAAAACGCCAUACAAGUAUGUUGACUUGGCAAAAGAUUAUAAUUAUAUUUCUCCAUUCAUAAUGGGACUUUCCGAACAAUGGAAAUACGUUGACAAGAAUAACGACUUGGAUUUUGUUAUCAAAUGGCUUCUACUGUUUUUUAGAAACAUGAUUCUCAUAGGUGAAGAUUAUACAGGCAUAAGAAAACUUGUCAAAGAUAAUUUUACUGAGGUGGCUGAACAUGAUGUGAACUUUUACUUGAAUCUAGAUUCCUUUGAAGAAAACGAUACGGAAACCAAUAACACAAAUUCCUUUUUUUCUUCAAUGAGGGACUUUUCUUUUUUCCAGUAUAUUUCGUCGCUUCCAUCUAAAGAAUUGACAAAUGUCUCUAAAUUCCCAGUGAGCAAAUUAGACGCGGCAGGAAUCCUUUUCAGAAUUCAGUUACUAGUCGAAAAUGAUUCCAUUGCUUAUGACGGUUGGUUCGAAGAAACAGUUUGCGAGUUAUUUGGUAAGAUUGCGAGUUACGUGGCGACAGAUACGGAAUUCCCCAUUGUCAGGGUUUUGGAAAAGUAUGUGAAAUUUGCUUUACCUAAGAUGACCGUUGACAAGAAAAAUACCUUACUCAUGGAAAAAUCAAGAUUAGUAUGCAAUCUAAUUGGUGCAGUAUGUUUCGAAACAGGUCACCAUUUGGGGGAAUUUCAAGAAUCAAUACGAAAAAUCGCAUUCAAUGGUCAGAACAUUGAAAAGCGUGCCAUUUAUAAUGAGUCUUAUCACGAAGAGGACAUAAAUCGCUUACUAACAAGCGUUAAUGAGUAUUUAAGCACUUCUGCAUUGACUUCGCUGCUCAUGCACGGCACUAAACUUGAGCCUACAAGAAAUAUCUUGAAAAGAAUAUUCAAUGAAGAAAAAACUAUAAAAACGUCCCUUAUCAAGAACAUACUGAACAAAACUUUAAACGAGGAUGCUGCUUUAAUUCAAGAAGUUAAUUUCAUUUUAGUCAAGUUUUUCGAGGAAAAUAGAGUUUGUGUUGAUGCUACAUCUGCUCCUGAAGAUAAAAUAUCCCUUUCAGAAACCACUACAUUGAUAAACAGCAUUAUUUCUAAUGAUUUGAAUUACCCAGUACUAGAAGCUUUUUACAAAUGGGAGCAUUUUUCUUUCGCAUCGUUUAUACCCAAUAUCGGAAAGAUCAAGAAUUUACCUUUGCUAAGUAUUGUAACAACGACCGCUUUGUCCAAGCAUAUGCAAGAUAAAAAUUUUAGCGCAUUUGUGCACAAAAUAAUUUCCCAAUAUGACGAUGACAUUGCCAAAUGUGCAUAUAGCACUACAUUAGAGAAAGACAUUUUUGAUGAAGUAGUAAACAUGAUUACCACUUAUAUUAAUUUAUAUGAUGAAACAAAAAAAAAGGCCAUUCUGGAAUGUCUGUUAGCACAGAGCGACCAUAGAUAUCAUGCUGCCACGGUGAAAUAUAUCACUAUACAAGAUGACUUUGCUUAUCCAGGAGUAGGAACAUGGUUAAAUAAAACACUUCUUUAUAUUACAAAGUAUCUUUCAGAAAGGACCGUUAUCUCCAGUGCUUUUUUCAAACUAUUAAAUGCCAUGAGCGAACUUUUAAAACGUGAGAAGGCAUCAAAUAGGCUAAAUUUUAAGAUAGUUAAUUCUCAGUUAGAGGGCAUUUUAGGCAGUAAGUGGAUUAAGAAAAUAGAGGUGCUCGAAUAUACCAAUAUAUUAAUUCUUUGUGUGAAUCGGAAGUCAAUUCAAUCACAAAGGAUGGUUCAAUUAUUAUUAAACAAUGAGAAUUACUCACCAAUAAUGAUCAAAGAUGAUGAUGAGGAUUCCUCGUAUCGGAAGUUCCUAAGUACGAUGAUAUUAUUUUCUUUAUUCAACAUUGACCCAGUCGCAAACUCUACGCCAAUUGUUCAAGAGAAGCUCCUAACUUUUUACUCAGGAACCAUUUCCAGUAAUGAUAAGUUAAUCAUUAAAAUGCUAGAAAGUAUCGAAUCUCACACCUCUAAUUCGUGGACAAAUUUGAUUUUUUCUUGGGAAUUCAUUAAAGAUGAAGACGAAGAAGUCUUGGAAGCCAUUGGAGAUGCAAGAUUAAUUAUCAAAGAAAGAGAAGGUUUGAUAAUAACACUACAAAGAAAGCUGAUUAAAAAAUCCAUUGACGGAUACGUAUUGGAAAGGCCCCAUAUCCCUAAAUUUUGCAGCUCCUCAAAUACAGAUAAUUAUGAUGUCGCUACAAGAUGGGAACUACUCAAGAAAUAUUAUGAAAACACUGAACGAUCUGGCACUGAUAUGUAUGAUCCACUGUUUUUGUUACUUUUGAUAAUUCAUAACAAAGAGUUAGUAAGAAUGGUCAAGGAUGGAGAUGGCAACGUAACAUACAAUUACGAGUUCGAAAACUUACUUGAUUCCAAAAUCUUUCAGUUUAUUAUAUGUUCAUUAAGUGAUUGUGACACCGUGACCAAUAUAAGUUAUGAACAUUUGGCGAACCUAGCAAUUUCUUUGGAUAGAAAAAAUUCAAAAACCAAUACUGAAAAAAGAAUCGCUGGAAAGGACAAUGGAGAAAAAGAAAUCGAUAGCGAUCUCAUGAAAUACAAUAGCAUUUACCAAAUAUUGAUCAAGAGGAUUUUAUAUCAGAAGCAGCAAAACCGAGAAGCAAUCAGGCCAUUGAUUUGGUUUUCUAUCUCCAGGAUUGUCGAUUUGUUGAGAACCCCAACUUCACCCUUACAUGAAAAGGCAUACCGUUGGGUAUUAUCAAAUUCUACUAUACAUGGUUGGGACAUUCCCAUGGUUUCUGAUGUAAUGAUGUCUUACAAUAAAAGACAGCAAGAUGAUAAUAAUAAGAAAGGGAUCGAGAUGGAGAUUUAUUAUGGAGAAUUGAGUUGGGUCUUAAUGACUAUUUGCAAGGGGAUCAAAACUGAUGAAGAUUACAAGAUGUUAGAUAAGAAAGGUGUAUUUGAGUGGCUAUUAAAUUUGAUAAACAUACCCUACUUGAAAGAAAGAUUACGCGAACUAAUAUAUUUCAUAUUCUACGAGGUUCAAAGAGUAGCUGAUGACGGUGGUUUGAAUUUGAUUAGCAGAAACGGUGUUGUCUCAUUUUUGGAGAUUUUGAACAAUAACAUCAAAUCUAGGUUACCACAGGACAAUAUAUUGAACAGCAUUGACAUUUUAAAGAAUGAAAACAAAGGUACACUAAAUGCUACUUCAAAGUUAGUUCAAGAACAGAAUGGGAUUGAGAAAUUGCUAUUAGGCUACAACGAGCUUGUCAAAUCACAGAAAAGAUUAAUAUUAUGGACAGAAGGAGAUAGUCACAAUAUUGUCAAGAGAUUACGCAAAUGA
Molecule: messenger RNA, 5301 nt
Organism: Saccharomyces mikatae IFO 1815
Lineage: Eukaryota; Fungi; Ascomycota; Saccharomycetes; Saccharomycetales; Saccharomycetaceae
Gene: URB1
Product: Urb1p
Exons: 1
Coding region: 1-5301 (1766 amino acids)
Biological process (GO): maturation of 5.8S rRNA from tricistronic rRNA transcript (SSU-rRNA, 5.8S rRNA, LSU-rRNA); maturation of LSU-rRNA from tricistronic rRNA transcript (SSU-rRNA, 5.8S rRNA, LSU-rRNA)
Cellular component (GO): nucleolus
Source: RefSeq, a predicted model, not a curated record